Messenger RNA from Trypanosoma brucei brucei TREU927, 1728 nucleotides. RefSeq lists its product as hypothetical. Lineage: Eukaryota; Euglenozoa; Kinetoplastea; Trypanosomatida; Trypanosomatidae. Bases 1 to 1728 code for a protein of 575 amino acids. The record is from RefSeq and is a predicted model, not a curated record. The transcript has a single exon.
AUGCAUGGAGCUUCAGUCGGAGCCACUACUUCGAUGCUGUCAGCCGCGGUCGAGUUGGGAACCAGUCAGAGACAGUUGAUGCGAACCAGGUGUUUUCGUUCCGCUUUGCGCUGUGGCUUCAGGGCGGUGCCGCCCCUCUUGUUUACCGAUUGCUCGCAAUUUCUGCACCAACAACGCAAUGCAAGUAGCUUUAAUAAGUUUGAGGCGGUCUCCUAUGCGGGGCGUUCUCGCAAUGUGGCUAAUGCUUUUAACCCACUAGAGUUAAAUUUGUUUGACGAUCCGACUGGUGGCCUUACUGCUGGUCCUGCGGAGGAGCUUCCAUCUACUGAUAUCGCGAGCCAGGUCCGGCUUUGUGUUGCCACAUACUCUCGUCAUCACUAUUACCUGCUCUUCACGCCUUUUGUAGACGUUAUGUCGAUUGUUUUCCAACUUGGUUUGGCUCCGAAUGUGGCGCGACCUGGUGAAGUGAUGGCUCGAUGGUUCACAGAUGCUGUGGCAACAUUACAGAACCCUUCUUGUAUGGAAGAGGUGAUGGGAUCGAAAGCAUGGCAACGACUCUGCGAGGGACUUGAUAAAUUCUAUGAAGAUGUGGAACCGGUAAUGCCGCUUACCGCUGCUGUGCGAAAACAUGGGCUACCGGAGAACUUGUUGGUACCUUUCAUGAGACAACUUGCUAUGGAUUUGUUGCUACCGGCGCGCAGGCGAGGAGUUGUGGAGAUCUUGCCAGGGUUGAUAUUAGGUCUUGCUAACGGAAGAGCACCUCCGGAACUUGGGUUUCCGGAGGCUGCGGGAGCAGCCGCAUCGACGUCCACAGCGUUAAAGGGUGCUGCUGAGGAGCUGCAACGAAAGCGAGCCACCAUGGCGGCAGAUCUCUUCCUUGGUGUAGGGCAGGAAACGGGAAACACGGACUUUGCCUACCUUGGUAUUCAGCUCCUGCGCGCAAACGACAUCGCAGUCCCUUUCCCAAAGCAAAAGCAACUGACCAAUGUUUUUUCCGCUGCGACAAGAAUUCAAACAGAUUGGCAGAUGCGGGUGAGUGGCCAACUUAUGGAGGUGCUGCCCAAAUGGAUGGAUUACUACAAAACGGUGUAUAGCGACAACAUGCGUGCCAUCAAGAAGUUACACGAGAAAAGUGAGACGAUACCGGAGCGGGGUAACAUCAAAAAUCCCGCUGCUUCUCGGGGUAAUAAACAAUCGCAGCAAACCCAAAAAGAGGGAGACGAAUCUGACGAAACACGGUGCACCGACGUUGGAAGUGACAAUGGCGAUGAUGGUAUGCACGACUACUUCACAAGCAACCGGAGGGAAAACAUUGCUCGUGUUGCCGAUCUAGAGAGUCGUAUUGAGGAGUGCGUACGGAAGAGAGACAUUGAGUGGCGUGACGACGGUGAUCAAUUGUAUGGUCGGUUCAAGCGGAAGAAGUCCCUGGCUGCUGGAGGGUCUUUAAAAAAUGACGUGACUAGUGAAGACGUGGCGGAAGGAAAGGAUCAAUCUAGUGCAAAAGUGGUUGACGCGGAAGGUUUGGUUAAGGCGCAGAGGCAGACAAGUAUGGAUUUGGGGGAUGAGGAUUGCGCUGAUGUCGCUUCUAGGUUCAGGGUUUCCACCAAUCAGGCACCACCUGAGCACUUAAAAAAAAGUAUGGCUGAAGACAACGCGUUCAAGAGCGCCUCGAAAUACAUUAGGGGAACUAUUAACAGUUGCGAAGAGGAAGAAAUAUGGGAACUGUAA